This is a messenger RNA of Rhagoletis zephyria (snowberry fruit fly), 318 nucleotides long. Its product is annotated as speckle-type POZ protein A-like. NCBI's taxonomy places the organism in Eukaryota, Metazoa, Arthropoda, Insecta, Diptera, Tephritidae. The record is from RefSeq and is a predicted model, not a curated record.
AUGGCUGAGGUUCUUCUAAUUGCUGCUGAUAAGUAUGCGCUCGAAAAACUGAAAGUGAUAUGCGAAGAGGCUAUCUGUCGUAACCUCUCCGUAGAAAAUGCAUUGGAAGCUUUAGUAUUAGCCGACCUACAUAGUGCGCAUCAAUUGAAAGCACAAGCCAUGGAUUUCAUAAAUAGUCAUGCCACUGAUGUGCUGGCAACAUCCCGCUGGCAAAGUAUGAUUACGACACAUUCACAUCUGUUUGAGGAGGUACUUCGUAAGAUUGCGAAAUCACAGAUACCAUCAACUGGACUAGCAAGCAAGCGUGAAAUUAACUGA